Prorocentrum cordatum is the source of this 4733-nucleotide messenger RNA. The record is from the annotation of a GenBank genome assembly. Lineage: Eukaryota; Dinophyceae; Prorocentrales; Prorocentraceae.
CGAGUGUUUUUGACUCAAGCCGUUUUGGCUGAGGCAAUUUUUGUAGAGCCAGCUUGUCGACCGUGCGAGCUCGGCUCGGCCCUACCCGCGACAUGGCCCAACGCGCCUCACUCGGGGCUGCCGCUGGCCUGGCGGCCGUCGCUUGCUUGAAGCACGGCCAAUCCUUCGUGUCCUCGCAGGUUCCGCCUCGCGCCGCCUUCGAGGAGACGCUGCAGGCUUCCCCUGCGGAGGCGGCCCCCGCCCUCCGCGGCGCCGCGCACGCCCAGCAGCCCAGCCCCACGGGGGGAGCGGCAGCCCUGGCAGCGCCGGCGGCCGCCGCCGCCAUCGCCGCGGCGGUCGGGUCCAAGCGCCGCGGUCGCGCCAGCAAGCUGGCGGCCGGCCAGGCCUCGUGCGUUGUUCCGGUCCAUUCGCGCGCCAGCGUGGCCCGCCGGGCCCUGGACCAGUCGAGCCGCUACGCGGACCUCUCGCUGACGGAGGAGGACCUGAUCAAGAACGGCCAGCACGUGCUGGUGGCCUACAUCAUGAAGCCCAAGGCGGGCUACGACUACCUGGCCACUGCGGCGCACUUCGCGGCGGAGUCCUCUACAGGCACGAACGUGAACGUGUGCACCACCGACGACUUCACAAAGACUGUGGAUAACGAGGAGAUGAAGAUCGCCUACCCGACGGCUUUGUUCGACCGCAACAUCACUGACGGCCGCGCGAUGAUGUGUUCCGUGCUGACCUUGAGCAUCGGGAACAACCAGGGUAUGGGCGACUACCUGCGCCUGUUCGACGGGCCGUCGUGCUGCGUGAUCGACAUGUGGCGCAUCCUGGGCCGCGGCACGGUCGGCGGUGGCCUGGUGGUCGGCACAAUUAUCAAGCCCAAGCUCGGCUUGCAGCCGAAGCCUUUCGGCCAGGCGUGCUAUGGCUUCUGGCAGGGCGGCGACUUCAUCAAGAACGAUGAGCCGCAGGGCAACCAGACGUUCUGCCAGAUGAACGAAUGCAUCCCCGAAGUCGUGAAGGCCAUGCGCGCGGCCCAGGAGGAAACGGGGCAGGGCAAGCUGUUCUCCGCCAACAUUACGGCGGAUGACCCGAACGAGAUGAUCGCACGUGCCAAGUACAUCUUGAACCAGAUGGGCCCGAUGGCAGAGAAUUGCGCCUUCUUGGUCGACGGAUACGUGGCUGGCGGCACCGCGGUGACCGUUGCGCGCCGCAAUUUCCCGAAGCAAUUUCUGCACUACCACCGCGCUGGCCACGGCGCAGUGACCAGCCCGCAGACGCAGCGCGGGUACACCGCCUUCGUGCACACCAAGUUGUCGCGCGUCAUCGGUGCCAGCGGCAUCCACACGGGCACGAUGAGCUUUGGCAAGAUGGAGGGCGACGCUUCGGACAAGAACAUCGGCUUCAUGCUGCAAGACGACGUUGCCGACGGCCCCUACUACCGCCAGGAGUGGGAGGGCAUGAAGCAGACUACCCCGAUCAUCUCGGGUGGCAUGAACGCCUUGCGGCUGCCUGCGUUCUUCGAGAACCUGGGCCACUCGAACGUUAUCCUGACGGCCGGCGGCGGGGCCUUCGGGCACAAGGACGGGCCGAAGCAGGGCGCGAUCUCGUGCGCCCAGGGCGAGGAGUCGUGGAAGUUGUGGAAGGCAGGCACCUACGGCGACGUGAGCCUGUCGGACGGCGUCGUCGAGUACGCAAAGACACACGAGGAGCUCAAGGGCGCGUUUUUAACGUUCCAGAAGGAUGCGGACCAGAUCUACCCGGGCUGGAAGGAGAAACUCGGCUACACUGGCGAGUCCUCCGUCCAGGCAGCCAGCUUCAAUUGGCAAAAGAAGGAGUUGGCCGCGGCGUUCGUUGGCGCCAGCAAGGCUCGCAAAGCGAGCUCUGUGACGCGCCAGGCCCUGGACCAGUCGAGCCGCUACGCGGACCUCUCGCUGACGGAGGAGGACCUGAUCAAGAACGGCCAGCACGUGCUGGUGGCCUACAUCAUGAAGCCCAAGGCGGGCUACGACUACCUGGCCACUGCGGCGCACUUCGCGGCGGAGUCCUCUACAGGCACGAACGUGAACGUGUGCACCACCGAUGACUUCACAAAGACUGUGGACGCGCUCGUGUACUACAUCGACCCUGAGAACGAGGAGAUGAAGAUCGCCUACCCGACGGCUUUGUUCGACCGCAACAUCACCGAUGGCCGCGCAAUGAUGUGCUCCGUGCUGACUCUCAGCAUCGGGAACAACCAGGGUAUGGGUGACGUCGACUACGGCAAGAUCUACGAUAUCUACUUCCCGCCGCAGUACCUGCGCCUGUUCGACGGGCCGUCGUGCUGCGUGAUCGACAUGUGGCGCAUUCUGGGCCGCGGCACGGUCGGUGGUGGCCUGGUGGUCGGCACCAUCAUUAAGCCCAAGCUCGGCUUGCAGCCGAAGCCCUUCGGCCAGGCGUGCUAUGGCUUCUGGCAGGGCGGCGACUUCAUCAAGAACGACGAGCCGCAGGGCAACCAGACGUUCUGCCAAAUGAACGAAUGCAUCCCCGAAGUCGUGAAGGCCAUGCGCGCGGCCCAGGAGGAAACUGGCCAGGGCAAGCUGUUCUCUGCCAACAUUACGGCGGAUGACCCGAACGAGAUGAUCGCGCGUGCCAAGUACAUCCUGAACCAGAUGGGCCCGAUGGCGGAGAAUUGCGCCUUCUUGGUCGACGGCUACGUGGCUGGUGGCACUGCGGUGACCGUUGCGCGCCGCAACUUCCCGAAGCAGUUCCUGCACUAUCACCGCGCCGGCCAUGGCGCAGUGACCAGCCCGCAGACGCAGCGUGGGUACACCGCCUUCGUGCACACCAAGCUGUCGCGCGUCAUCGGUGCCAGUGGCAUCCACACGGGCACGAUGAGCUUUGGCAAGAUGGAGGGCGACGCUUCGGACAAGAACAUCGGCUUCAUGCUGCAAGACGACGUCGCCGACGGCCCCUACUACCGCCAGGAGUGGGAGGGCAUGAAGCAGACCACCCCGAUCAUCUCGGGUGGCAUGAACGCCUUGCGGCUUCCUGCGUUCUUCGAGAACUUGGGCCACUCGAACGUCAUCCUGACGGCUGGUGGUGGUGCUUUCGGGCACAAGGACGGGCCGAAGCAGGGUGCGAUCUCGUGCGCCCAGGGCGAGGAGUCGUGGAAGUUGUGGAAGGCAGGCACCUACGGCGACGUGAGCCUGUCGGACGGCGUCGUCGAGUACGCAAAGACACACGAGGAGCUCAAGGGCGCGUUUUUAACGUUCCAGAAGGAUGCGGACCAGAUCUACCCGGGCUGGAAGGAGAAACUCGGCUACACUGGCGAGUCCUCCGUCCAGGCAGCCAGCUUCAAUUGUACCUGCGCCUGUUCGACGGGCCGUCGUGCUGCGUGAUCGACAUGUGGCGCAUCCUGGGCCGCGGCACGGUCGGCGGUGGCCUGGUGGUCGGCACAUUAUCAAGCCCAAGCUCGGGCUUGCAGCCGAAGCCCUUCGGCCAGGCGUGCUAUGGCUUCUGGCAGGGCGGCGACUUCAUCAAGAACGAUGAGCCGCAGGGCAACCAGACGUUCUGCCAGAUGAACGAAUGCAUCCCCGAAGUCGUGAAGGCCAUGCGCGCGGCCCAGGAGGAAACGGGCCAGGGCAAGUUGUUCUCCGCCAACAUUACGGCGGAUGACCCGAACGAGAUGAUCGCACGUGCCAAGUACAUCUUGAACCAGAUGGGCCCGAUGGCGGAGAAUUGCGCCUUCUUGGUCGACGGCUACGUGGCUGGCGGCACUGCGGUGACCGUUGCGCGCCGCAACUUCCCGAAGCAAUUCCUGCACUACCACCGCGCUGGCCACGGCGCAGUGACCAGCCCGCAGACGCAGCGCGGGUACACCGCCUUCGUGCACACCAAGUUGUCGCGCGUCAUCGGUGCCAGCGGCAUCCACACGGGCACGAUGAGCUUUGGCAAGAUGGAGGGCGACGCUUCGGACAAGAACAUCGGCUUCAUGCUGCAAGAUGACGUCGCCGACGGCCCCUACUACCGCCAGGAGUGGGAGGGCAUGAAGCAGACCACCCCACUCAUCUCGGGUGGCAUGAACGCCUUGCGGCUGCCUGCGUUCUUCGAGAACCUGGGCCACUCGAACGUUAUCCUGACGGCCGGCGGCGGGGCCUUCGGGCACAAGGACGGGCCGAAGCAGGGCGCGAUCUCGUGCGCCCAGGGCGAGGAGUCGUGGAAGUUGUGGAAGGCAGGCACCUACGGCGACGUGAGCCUAUCGGACGGCGUCGUCGAGUACGCGAAGACGCACGAGGAGCUCAAGGGCGCGUUCUUGACGUUCCAGAAGGAUGCGGACCAGAUCUACCCGGGCUGGAAGGAGAAGCUCGGCUACACGGGCGAGUCCUCCGUCCAGGCAGCCAGCUUCAAUUGGCAGAAGAAGGAGUUGAGCUGAUCGUUUCAAGAUCCAUGUUGGUCGUGCGCAUUUGAUUCAAAGGUUUUAGUAAUUCAGUUUCGAGGGCAUUUUGAGCGCUCUGUUUUGGCAUACCAUUUUUCGAGUCGGCCUGCUUGCUCUGGGCAAGCGGCUGGCUAGCACUCAAGCCGUGUCUCGUAGGGCUAGCGUUGUAAGCAUGUCAGCGACCUGUGUGCAACGUGCACAGUUGUCGCGUCACUUCUUACAGUCAGGCAAGAUUUCGCACAACCCUUUUGACGACUGUCCAGCCAGCUUCGUAUUUGACGCGACGAGUGCAAGUCAGACCUCCAAUGGGGCGGGCGUUUGCCAGAACAAAAAA